CUGAAGUCUCGACCUUGUUGAUCAGGGUCACAGCGCUGAAGACAAAUCUCACCUAGUUAUGGAUUAUUAUACUCAAGAAGUUCCAAGCCCUUCGUCAAAACCAGAGUUUCUUCGUUUCUGCGAAGUGAAGAUACAACAUUUGUACGAUGUAUUGACCCCUUAUGCAGUCGGAAGAUGGUGCUUUACUGUUCUUCUCAUCUUCUUCUAUAUAUUACGUGUUAUCAUCACACAGGGUUAUCACGUGGUUACGUACGUGAUGGGAAUAUUUCUUCUGAACAGACUAAUUGAUUUUCUUUCGCCCAAAAUUGUACCUGAAACUUCCACUGAUGAAGUACUUCCAACCAAGUCAUCGGAAGAGUUCAGGCCUUUUUUAAGGAAAUUACCUGAACUUAAGUUUUGGAACUCAUGUACCAUAUGUUUAUUUAUAUCUAUAUUCUGUACAUUUUUGAGCUUUCUCGAUGUACCUGUGUUUUGGCCGAUCUUAGUGAUGUACUUCUUUUUGCUGUUUUACGUGACUAUGAAGCGUCAAAUAUCGCAUAUGAUCAAAUACCGUUACUUACCAUUCACCUAUGGGAAACCACGUCAUCAGUCCAAUGGAAUGAGAUUUUAAAAUGAAUUCAACUUAUAGACAUUUACAAUAUGUAAACAAAAUUUGAAAUUUUUUGUUAUAUAUCAUCAUUCUAAACGACUCAGUACUUAUUUUUAUGUACUGUUUUUUGUACUUUUGUGAUGAGUCCUACUCGUUCGUGUGAGUAUAGAUAGUGCUCAUUUUCCUACUUAAGGUAUACACUUAAUUUAUGCUUAACAACAGAUGUAAAAGAGUAAUAUAAUUGACUUUAAUCAAACUUCUAUUUGCAUGUCUUUCUUUCCCUGUUACUUGUCAAUUUUCUCCUGUUUUCUGUUUUAUUUCACAAGAAUCUAAAAUCCCAAACUAGUA
Messenger RNA from Schistosoma intercalatum, 937 nucleotides. Lineage: Eukaryota; Metazoa; Platyhelminthes; Trematoda; Strigeidida; Schistosomatidae. The record is from the annotation of a GenBank genome assembly.